Molecule: messenger RNA, 641 nt
Organism: Pogona vitticeps (central bearded dragon)
Lineage: Eukaryota; Metazoa; Chordata; Lepidosauria; Squamata; Agamidae
Product: C-C motif chemokine 5
Biological process (GO): positive regulation of cell migration; antimicrobial humoral immune response mediated by antimicrobial peptide; eosinophil chemotaxis
Cellular component (GO): extracellular region
Molecular function (GO): CCR chemokine receptor binding; chemokine activity
Source: RefSeq, a predicted model, not a curated record
CUGCUUCCUGGAGUUGGGGUGGGGGGGACCUGGGCUUGUCCUCUCUUCCAGCUGAACAGUCUCCCCGUGUGGGGUGGUUGGCCAUCAGAGCUCCCCAAGGCUCCGGUGGAAGCUGCCUAUAAAAAGGGAGGACUCCAGGGUCCAGUCGGGAGAACCGAAGCGACGGCCGAGGAAGGCACCGGGAGCCGCCCUUCAUCCGUCGGCGCUUCUCACCCAGCAUGAAGAUCUCAGGGACGGCCCUCCCUCUCUUCCUCCUCCUCCUCCUCCUCGUGGCUUCCUUCACUCUCAUCUCCAACGCAGCAGAUGAAGACACCAAAGUUCAGGCUGAGGCCGUUCCAGGUGGGCGAGAAAAAUGCUGCUUAAGCUACACAUCCAAACCAGUCCCCUGCCAUCGUCUGAAAUCCUACUUCUACGUAGACGGACGAUGCUCUCUUUCAGCCAUCAUAUUUGUCACACGUAAAGACAUAAAAAUCUGCACCAACCCUUGGGAGCCCUGGGUUCAGGAGUGCCAAAGAAAGCUCCCGCCGCCCGACUCCUGACGCUUCCCCCUCCUUCCGAGCACGAGAUGAGAAACCUGUUGGGCUGUUCCAUGGUCCACUCUUUUGACAGUGUGCGCCAAAACAUUAAAAUGGAGCCUCUGA